UUUCUUUGCCUCCUGUUGAAACGGUUCAAAAAUAGCCAUGUCACCAAACCCAAAUAAAAAUGAGUGACAGAAGAAAAGGUAUUUGAAGUCCACACAAUCCACUCUCAGUCUGUUAGAAAGAGAGAACGUAAAGGUGAAGGCAGCACAUUUCCAAACUAACUCCAGAAAGCCUGGUGGAAGAAGCUACUUCUAUAUUUAUUAAAAAAAUGAACAGAUAUACUGGCUCCAAACGCCAUCAUGUGGUAGUCCAUGAUGCCCAUGGCUUGAAGAAUUUCUGGGAGGAAAUCAUUGAAACACACAGCAAGAGCAAACAAAUUGAUGAUUUACGAUUGACCAGAAGUGCUUUGAACAAGCUCCGCCGUGAAUGGGCUCAGAGACUGGAAGGUCGAAUAAAGAUGCUUCAGAAGACAAGCGAAAAACCCAAAGUGCAGGGUAGCCUGCUGCCAAUUGAAACUUUUCAGCCGAUGCAUAAAACAGCAGCCUAAAAUGGUUGCUGAAAUGAAAGAGGGCUUAUCGUUCUCAAUGACUGAAUCUAAUUUUGAUCUUGCACGCACCGUUAUGAAUGUGAACAGAAAUUCCAGUGAAUUCUAAGGUAUAAACGAGCAAGGAAGAGAGAUCAAACUCAGUUCAUACUUUACUUCAAAGUUCAGUAUAGCUCAGAUAAUCACAAAAUCAUUAUGAUUAAGAGUUCAAAGCUUAUGGUUUCAACUAAAAGUAUUACUAUGUCUCUGUUAGCUUAUCACAUUGAUCAAGUGAUAGCUUUAUCGUACUUUGGCAAUAAAGAAUUAUUUUCUUUCUAUGUGAUGAUGAUGAUGACAAUGGUGGUGGUGAUGAUGAUAAUGCUCGAAUUUGCCUUCUAUAUGUAUCCCUGGAAUCCCCCACCCCUCACCCCACAAACUAGGCUUCUUGAGGCUGAAGCGCCUACAACAGUGGUUCUCAAUCUGUGGGUUGCCAAGUGUUUUGGCCUACAGCUCUCAGAAAUCCCAGCCAGUUUACCAACUGUUAGGAUUUCUGGUGAUUGAAGGCCAAAAUAUCUGAGAAUCCACAAGUUGAGAACCACUGGUCUACAAUUUUGAGAAGGUCAAGCAUCUUCUUGCAUCACCUGCAUUAGAAAUAGCAAGUGUUCCUUUAGAAAUAUUUUUUCCAAGUUGAACUGUCUACUCCCACUUUCAUUUCAGUAAAAUAAUCUGUUAAGGAUCAUCUCUAUUUUCCUAGAGUAGGCAGAAGGAGGGUGGAAGCUAAGUAGCCAUUACAUAAAGAUCGAUGACUAGGUUCAUUCAAUGUACUCUCAAUGGUGACUCUCAGCCUGUGUAUCCCCAGGUGUUUUGGCCUAUAACUCCCAGAAAUCCCAGCCAGUUUACCAACUGUUAGGAUUUCUGGGAGUUGAAGUCCAAAACAUCUGUCAACCUACAGGUUGAGAACCACUGUAUUAGCAAGACAGAACUGAAAAGAAGGAUAGGCAGAUAGGAAGCUGGAAGGAAGGAAGGAAGGAAGGAAGGAAGGAAGGAAG
Molecule: messenger RNA, 1510 nt
Organism: Anolis sagrei ordinatus
Lineage: Eukaryota; Metazoa; Chordata; Lepidosauria; Squamata; Anolidae
Product: protein FAM240B-like
Source: RefSeq, a predicted model, not a curated record